UUUCAUAGGUUUAUGUAGGAUUUUCAGGUGAUAUGGUCGUAACCCGGCGGGAAUAACGACACCAGCGCCGCGUUAUUUUAUUGGUAAUUUUGUGUAUAGUUCAUAAACUUUGUAUAUUAUUCCAUUAUGAUUCGUUGAUAAAAUAAAGUUCUUAAUUGUUGGUGUCAUAUAUUGUUUGCACGCAAUAUCGUUUAAUACGUAAUUAAUAGUGAGAACGCGUUCUGUGAAAAGGCGACGAUCUUUUAGCGGCACCGUCCGCCAUUAUUGGCGUUUGCACGGCGUUCAACAAAGUUUUCUGUCGUUUAUAGGAACGAAACCACGCCUAUAACCUGAAGAUUUAUACCAUACUAUGAUGGCACGCAGUCGUAAAGAUAGUACGGGUAAAAGCGACACCGAAGUCACUGAUAAAGAAAAUAAGAGGGAAAGAGGUAGAGAAAGAGAUAGAAAAAAGCGGGCUGGCUCUACAUCUAGUAGUGGCAGUAGUUCCUCAGAUAGUAGCUCAGGAUCAUCAUCUACAAGUAGUGGAAGUAGUUCCAGAUCAAGCUCUACAUCUAGUACUACUUCUACUAGUUCAGCAAGUUCUUCUGGAAGCUCUAGAGACAGAGGGAGAAAACGAAGUAGAAGCAAAAGUGUUGAUGCUUCACGUAGACAUGAUAAUAAAGAAAAAGAAAGAGAAAAAGAAAGAGAAAGAGAAAGAGAUAGAGACAGGGACAGAGAUAGAGAUAGAGAAAAAGAUAAAAAGAAGAGUAGUAAUUCUGUAAUUGAUAAACCAAAACCCAAAGGACGCUCUAGAUCACCUUCACCACGUAGAAAACGUAGGGAAAGAUCACCAAUUCCUAGACCAACAAAAAUACAUAUUGGACAUCUAACCCGUAAUGUUACUAAGGAACACAUUAUGGAAAUUUUUUCUACAUAUGGUCAGAUAAAAAUGGUCGAUUUUGCAAUGGAUAAGCUUCAUCCAAAUCAAGGACGAGGGUUUGCCUAUGUGGAAUUUGAAACAGCAGAUGAAGCUGAAAAUGCAAUGAAACAUAUGGAUGGUGGACAGAUAGAUGGCCAAGAAAUUACUGCUGCCCCAGUAUUAUUACCAAAACCACGACCAUUACCGAUGCGGAGAAUGUCACCUUUAAUGGGAAGAAGAGCACCCCCACGAUGGGGUGGUGGUGGUAGAAAUACUCCUCCUCGUUAUCGUAGACGUUCGCCACCAAUUAAUCGUCGUAGAAGCCCACGGCCACCAAGACGUAGACCAAGAACUCGAUCGCGAAGUCCCCCAAAUAAUCCACGACAUCGGCAUCGUCGCUACACGAGAUCAAGCUCAAGCAGUUCUCGAUAGCAACUUUUUUUGUACAUAUAAAAUAAGAACUGAAUUUGACCAAACUCAGUUCAUCCUGGUUGGUCGUCUUAAUAUAUUAAGCAAUUUUUACCGAUUCAUUCGAUCAUAUUGACAGGGAAGUGUAUGCACUCAAAAAUUUAAUACACUUGUUCACAACGGUGUUUAUGACAAUUCACGUUUUUGUCGAUGAUUAAAACACCGUUCGUGAUCUGCAAGUUCUGCUUUUGAAAUAUAUCAAUUUCACACGUGAUAAGUAUAUUGCUAUUAAUUGGUACCUGAAGGCUGAUGACCCCGGAUGAAAAAUAUGUAUUCUUAAACAUUGUCACAUGAUCGUAUUAAAUAUAAGGCAUGAAGACUUCAGAAGAAAUAUUAUUUACCAAUAAGUACGUAAUGUAAGCAUAAUUAUUUAGAGAAAUACAAAUAAUUAAAAAUUUGUCAUGAAAUAUAGUGGCAGUGUCUAUUUAUAAAUGAUUGACAUUUUUUUUCUGAGGUCUUUAUGAAUUGUAAAAUGUUUCAGGCUUGGUAGAAGUACUAGAAACGACAGAUUUGAUAGAAACUAUGAUUAUUAGACCCUUUUACAAAGAAUCAAUUUUAGAAAAAACCUAUUCACACAAAAUCCUCUUUUAUACUUCGCGAUAUCUACAAGAACAGAAUCAUUGCAUCACAUUGCAAUCUUGUAUCGAUGAAAAAUAUCUACAAUUUUUAAAUUGCA
Messenger RNA from Apis dorsata (giant honeybee), 2042 nucleotides. Its product is annotated as RNA-binding protein with serine-rich domain 1-like. The coding region runs from base 350 to 1330 and encodes 326 amino acids. Gene Ontology annotation, biological process: mRNA splicing, via spliceosome. Lineage: Eukaryota; Metazoa; Arthropoda; Insecta; Hymenoptera; Apidae. Gene Ontology annotation, molecular function: RNA binding. Gene Ontology annotation, cellular component: ASAP complex; nucleoplasm; cytoplasm. The transcript is spliced from 5 exons. The record is from RefSeq and is a predicted model, not a curated record.